Closterium sp. NIES-67 is the source of this 3702-nucleotide messenger RNA. Lineage: Eukaryota; Viridiplantae; Streptophyta; Zygnematophyceae; Desmidiales; Closteriaceae. The record is from the annotation of a GenBank genome assembly.
ACAGCCGCCAUCCCUUUCAGACUGUCCGCUCUGCAGUCAAGUCAACCACAAGCCUACUAGUCCUAGACCGUGACACCUCGACCUUCCAAUUGAGGGCCAAUAACUAACACGUUCCUUUCCGCCUCGUGGCUCCUACGCCACAGCCCUCCCGUGCAUCCAAGGGGCACUCACUCCCUUUACAACUUCCUCGGCGCAGUUCACUCUACUAGUUAGCCCGCUGCAUUCGAGCUCAGGCAUUUGAGAAUAUUCCCACCCAAAGUGCCCCUACCCUGGCUUACCUCCGCUCGACUCGCCUUAAUAAUCUCUACUGGUUCCCCCUCUCAGUCCCCUCGAAACGGCGAUCGAUACGCGACGCGUCGUGUGCCCUGGCGCGACGCGUCGUCGUUAAUCCCUCCACUAACAGCAGAGAGUGGCAGCAGCAGCGAUGCGUUCCCUAGGAGCGCCGAUAGGCUCUCCUCCAUUCCUCCUUCCUCGGAGAGCCUCCACCCUCCAGCUGCUUCUGCUCGCCGCCUUUCUCGCUCUCUCUCUAGACGCCCGCCGCCUCCUUCAACCCGCCCAUGGCGCGCCAGAUGCAGGUGUCGGAUCGACGGUGAAUCCUACAGGAUCCUACAUAGUCUAUCUACGCUCCGCGCCGCCUAUUCUCAACUACCGGGGAGGGAUCAAAGGCUAUGCCGCGACGGCACCGGAUGUCGCAGACGCGUCGCUGCUGACGACGUCGUCCAUCGGCGACGCGCUGGGCGACAUCGGCCACAGAGUGGGCGACGCCGUCAACGGCGCCAUUAACGACAUGCAGAAGCGAUUUCGGCCGCUGCGCGCCGAUAUACGAGCCUCAGGCGUGCAGGCGUUCCAGAAGUUUCUUGGGAAGGUUCAGCAGGACAUUGCGGCGUCGGUCAACGUCUCCGCUAAGAACAUCUUCAGAAGCUAUACUUACGCGGUCAAUGCGUUUGGCGCGAAAUUAAAUCAGGACCAAGUAGAGGCCCUCGAGUCGCAUCCUGACGUGGCAAUGGUGCGGCCCGACCGGAUCGUGCACCUGCGCACGUCGCACACGCCGACGUACCUAAAGCUGGCGACGACGCUGUGGAGCGCGAAUGGCGGCGUCAAGAACGCGGGCGACGGCGUGAUCAUCGGCGUGAUCGACUCGGGGAUAUGGCCCGAGCACCCGUCGUUCGCGGACGAUACGUACGGGCCGGUGCCGGCGCGGUGGCGCGGGACGUGCGUGAAGUCGGCGGACUUCAAGGCGUGCAACAAGAAGGUGAUCGGCGCGCGCUUCUACAACGCCGGCAUCAGCCAGGCGGGCGUCGCCAUCGACUACACCACCGACUUCAAGUCGCCCCGGGACGGCAACGGCCACGGCUCCUGGUGCUCCGGGGCGGCGGCGGGGAACACAGGCGUGCAGGUGAAGAUGGGGCCGUCCAACUUCGGCAUCGCGUCGGGCAUGGCGCCGCGCGCGCGCAUCGCGAUGUACAAGACGAUGUGGCGGCUCGCCGGCACGGACGGCGCGAGCGGCGCGAUGAGCGACGUGUACGCCGCCGUCGAUCAGGCGAUCGCGGACGGCGUGGAUGUGCUGAGCCUGUCCGUGGGCGGCGGGCUCACGAGCUACUUCGACGAUCUCAGCUUCAUCUCCGCCGUGCAGGCGGGCGUGUUCUCGACGCUAGCUGCGGGCAACCAGGGCCCGCCCCCGGCGGACCUCUUUAACUACGCCACUAUCGACAACUACUCGCCCUUUUAUCUCACUGUUGGAGCCAGCUCCACGGAUCGGCGGUACGUGGCGAACAUGACGCUGGGCAAUGGCGUGGUGCUGCAGGGCCCGUCGUGGGGCGGCAGCAACAAGAUGCUGCAGAUCGUCGACGGCGGCCAGGCUGUCAGACCCUUCGCCAGCUCCACUAGGGCGCGGCUGUGCUACUCGAACGCCAUCAUGGCGAACAAGGUCUCUGGCAAGAUCCUGCUGUGCGUGCGCGGGGAGAACUUCCUCACCGACAAGCUCUCUGCCGCCGUCACCGCGGGCGCCGCUGCCGUGAUCAUCAGCAACGUGGCCAAGGGGCUGAGCAACACGGUGUUUCUCAGGUCCACCAUUCCGGUCAUUCACAUCACUGCCAACCAGGCCAACCAGCUGCAGAAGUACCUCAGUAACAUGAGAGCGCGGGGCAGAGUCCCCACGGCGCGCAUCUCCUCCCCCUACGCAGUUGACAACGACAUGGCACCAGUGAUCGCCGACUUCUCGUCUCGCGGGCCCGUGGUCAACCCGGCCAUGCAGGCCUCGUGGGCCGGCACCAACGACAUCUUAAAGCCCGACGUAGUUGGCCCGGGAGUCAACCUCUGGGGCCCCUGGCGGUCCACUUCUCUAGCGCAGUCAUCCACGCCCAACUUCGGCAUGGUGUCCGGGACCUCCAUGGCUACGCCCCACCUUGCGGGGCUUGGCGCGCUGGUCGUGCAGAAAUUCCCUACCUGGUCGCCUGCGCAGAUCAUCUCUGCGUUUAUGACCACGGCUAGCACCACAACUAAUCGUGGCGGGCUGAUUCCGACAGAUACUGGGAGUGUGGCUACCCCCUGGGACAUGGGGCAAGGCCAGGUGAACACCAGUGGGUUGUUAAACCCCGGGCUUACCUACGACGCCUCAUAUUCUGAUUUCGUGAAUUUCCUCGCCGGCCAGAGCAGCUGGCGGGCGAAUAAUAUAUUUUCGGGCAUGCAGCUGACCCCCGUCCCGGCGUACAAUCUCAACCGUGCAUCCAUCAGCGUGUCCCGGAUGAAGAAAUUCGUCACCAUCAACCGGAGAGUGACUAGCGUGUGGACCCGGGCGUCAACAUACCGCGCCGUGCUCGUAAUCCCUGACAAUGUCAACAUCGACUUGGAGCCCCGGACGUUUACCAUAGCUCCAGGAGCAUCGGUCCGGUAUCAGAUGAACAUCACAGUACGGAGGGCGUCCGCGGCUUUCUCGUACGGGAGCUUGACCUGGGCGGAUAAUAACGGGCAUGCGGUGCGAUCCGUGAUUGCUGUGCAACCACUGACGGCGUGAGCAGGGGUGGAGAGGGGUAAUCGGGAUGAAGGGGAGGAGAAGGCGGCGGGGAGGAGCAUAGGAGGACUGGGAAGCUGCCUGAUCUGGGUGGAUAAGAACAAUGGGCAUGCGGUGCGGUGCGGUGCUGUGCGGUGCGUGAUUGCGGUGAGGGAUGGAGGGCAGAGGAAGGGGGAAAGUAUUGGUACGGGAGGAUGUGGGGGAAUGGAAAGGGGGGGGUAAGGAUUCGAAGGAUGAGGAUGUGGAAGGGAGGGAGGAGGGGGAGAGUAAAUGGAGAUGGAUGGUGGAGGGUUGAGGGAAGGUUUAAGUGCAGCAAGAAGUUUAAGGGUUGAGGACAGCUCAGCUGUGGGAGCUGAGGUGAGACGACUAUUUGUGGGAAGGCGGCGAUGGAUGGCUUCCAUGCUUUAUGGCGCAUUUUCCAGCUGGAGCAGUGUGGUGUUGCGCCAGUGUACAUUCUCAACACGGUCACUACACUUACGAGUCGACUAAAAUGCGAAUUACUGUACCUAGAAAUUGGUUACCCUCGUAAUCCUGGAGUCUGGGAUGCAAUUUUGAAUAAAUUGGUAAGUCGUGUGCUGCUUCAUGGUUGCACUCAUGUAUGAGGAGACCACAAUACAUCAGCCAAGUUUUGUGCUACAAUACAAUGCAUGAUAUCGACUAUUCUUGUUUGCACUGCCUCAUUUAUAGUAGAC